This is a messenger RNA of Quercus lobata, 1085 nucleotides long. RefSeq names its product ubiquitin-conjugating enzyme E2 11-like. Gene Ontology annotation, molecular function: protein binding. NCBI's taxonomy places the organism in Eukaryota, Viridiplantae, Streptophyta, Magnoliopsida, Fagales, Fagaceae. The transcript has 3 exons. The coding region runs from base 186 to 884 and encodes 232 amino acids. The record is from RefSeq and is a predicted model, not a curated record.
CGCAAUCCAAACGCAGCUUAAAUUGGAGCUCUGCACUUUACUAAUUUCCUUCGUACAGAAGUUAAUAGUAGCUAUCCCUAUCCCAUUUCUUUAAUUCUCUAAAGUCAGUUUCAAUGCCACAGAAACUAGCCAAUCAUAUUGAAACCAAAUUUUGAGUUGAGAUUUGAGCUUCUUCUUCUUUUUCCAUGGAUUCAAGUUCAUGGUCCAAGCUACCACGAGAACUUAUGGAACUUAUAUUUAGACGCUCCAUGAACACGAAGGAUCUUGGGAGAUGUAGUCUUGUUUGUACCACUUGGCGAUUACUUAUUGGUAAAUCUUCUCUAGCCACUGACAUUUGGGGGAAGAAUUUCUCUUUGUUGAGAACUGCAAAUACAGGAGCUACUAAGAGAAUUGUGUGGGACUACAAGAAUUUUCAGAUAGAGACUUUUAAAGGUUGCAAAGCUGAGCUUGUUGACAGCCUCUUCCACUGGGAGGCCAUCAUGAUUGGUCCCAAAGAUACCCCUUAUGCUGAUGGGGUCUUCCUCUUAAAAAUCUAUUUGUCUCCUGGUCAUUCAUUUCAGCACCCAAAGGUCAAAUUCCUAACCAAGGUUUACCACCCAAACAUUGGCCGAGAUGGCAGGGUAUGUGUUGAGAAAUCAUGGUGCCCAUCACUUACCAUCUUCCAACUUCUCCUAGUUAUCUAUGCUCGCUUCUCCAACCCUGAACCUGAUGACCCAAUUGAUUGUGAGAUUGCUCAAAUGUAUAAGACUCAGAGAAUUCAAUAUGAUGAAAAUGCAAGAGACUGGACCAAGAAAUAUGCUACGGCAAGCCAGGAAAGCGCAAUAGAUUGGUCGCGAUUUCUCAAGAACAAUAAAAUUUUGGAACCAACAAAAUUGGUGGACUAACAAUCUUGGAUGUCUUUAUUAAAAACACUAGGAGGUGUUAGUUGAGCUAGAAGACCCUUGGCAAAUUGCAAAUGAACUCAGUUAUGUGGUUGUGUUGCAUUUUAAUUGGUUUUGCAAUUAUUACCUAAUAUGUUUGGUGUUUCAAACAAUAGGAUGUUCUGACAUUAAAUGAUUAAAUAUUUAUUAGAAGAUAUUAUCCUU